AUGGAGGAUUUUAAGGCCCUAAAAGAGAAGAUUUUGAAAUCGAAGAGUCUGUAUGAGGACCCUCAUUUCCCGGCAGAUUCCCGGUCGUUGUACUUCAGAAGCGAGAGCGCCCCAAGCAUACAGUGGAAGAGACCUCGGGAAAUUUCUUACAACGCUAAGUUUCUAGUUCAUGGAGCCAGUUAUCAUGAUAUGCAACAGGGAGCACUGGGUAACUGUUGGUUCAUUGCUGGUGCUGUAACCCUGGCAGCAUCUAACUGGAAACUAUUUCAGAGAGUUGUUCCCCUUGACCAAGACUUUGACAACGAUUAUGCAGGCAUCUUCCGAUUUAACUUUUGGCAAUAUGGCGAGUGGAAGGAGGUGGUGGUUGACGACCGACUGCCCACGCGCCAUGGUCAACUCAUCUACGCUGCAAACCUGAAAGAGACUAACGAGUUCUGGUGUCCUCUCUUGGAGAAGGCGUAUGCAAAACUGUACAGCUGUUACGAAGCUAUCGACGGUGGGCGGAUACACCACGCCCUUGUCGACAUGACGGGCGGGAUCUCCGAGCUCAUUCAAAUGCAAGGAGGAAUAUCAUUGGAUAAACUUCAGACGACGCUGAUGUCCUGUAAAAAGAUGAACACGUUGAUGGGAGGAUCCAUUUUCAAUCGACCCGGAUCAAGUGGUCGUGAAAGUAAACGAAUGAACGGAUUGUAUGAAGGUCACGCCUACAGCAUUGUCGACAUUAGAGAGAUUGAUCAAGAAGGAAAACGGACAACGCUGUUACGCCUAAGAAACCCGUGGGGUAGAGGUGAAUGGAACGGACCGUGGAGUGAUGGGUCACCAGAAUGGAGGCACCUUCAUCACUCUGAUAGCAUGACAAUAGACCAUGCAAAGAUUCCUAAUGGAGAAUUUUGGAUUUCCUUGGAAGAUUUUCAAGAACAAUAUGACGAAUUGGAAAUGUGUCACCUUUACCCCGAUGCGUUAUCCUCCGAGAUUGCCAGUGUAGAGAAAAAGAAACAGUGGUCAGUGCAGGAAUUCUACGGUUCUUGGAUUCGGGGCGUGACGUCAGGCGGUCCUUUUACAAGUUUCACCUCAAAAUUAUUUUGGAAGAAUCCUCAGUACAAAGUACACCUCGACAAGGCGGACAAGCCAAUCAGUGUGAUUGUUAACCUGAUGGAAGUGUCUGACAAGCAAGUUCGAGAUGAAAAUGACGUUGAUAUUGGCUUCGUCAUAUUCAAGCUUCAGGAAGGUCGGGAACCCGUCCGUCUGUCCAGAGACAAUGUCUACGAGUUUAAGCCAAGGUUGGAGAAAACGUCUGGCAUGUUUUGGGCUUACAGAGAGAGGACGUUGCGAUUUGAACUGGAGCCAAGCACCUACAUCAUAGUACCGUGCACCUUCAAGGCUUCCAUGGAUGCCGAUUUCUAUCUCAGAGUCAUGGCGGAAGAACAACAUGAAGUAGAGCCAGUCGACACACCCACUGGACCCAUUGGGGAUUAUGUUGAUGCAGCAAACAACAGUCUGGAAAAAUUAUUCCACGACCAGGCAGGAUCCGAUGAAAGAGUAGACGCCAUUGGUUUGAGACAUGUUCUCAGUGAGCUGAACAAAGGAGGUAAGUCCGAGUAG
Messenger RNA from Gigantopelta aegis, 1602 nucleotides. RefSeq names its product calpain-A-like. NCBI's taxonomy places the organism in Eukaryota, Metazoa, Mollusca, Gastropoda, Neomphalida, Peltospiridae. Gene Ontology annotation, molecular function: calcium-dependent cysteine-type endopeptidase activity. Gene Ontology annotation, cellular component: cytoplasm. The record is from RefSeq and is a predicted model, not a curated record. Gene Ontology annotation, biological process: proteolysis. Bases 1 to 1602 code for a protein of 533 amino acids. The transcript has 14 exons.